Molecule: messenger RNA, 1818 nt
Organism: Ceutorhynchus assimilis (cabbage seed weevil)
Lineage: Eukaryota; Metazoa; Arthropoda; Insecta; Coleoptera; Curculionidae
Source: the annotation of a GenBank genome assembly
CAAUUGUUUUAACACGGACCAGUUUUAAUUUAGUGUGCGAAAUUCAAUAAUGAAAUUAAUACAUUUUUGCUAUAUUUUCAUUCAACUAGCCUUUGCAAAACCUAAUCACAAAAUACUAUCAAUUCAAAAAGAAUCAUGUGACAGCUUAGUGUAUUGCCAAGGAACCUUAUUGGACACAGUGCAACGUGCUCGUAUAUUUUCCGACUCCAAAACUUUUGUUGAUUUAAGCCAAACUAACGCACCAGAAAUAACUCUGCAAAACUUCCAAGAGCUGAUGACAUCAACCAAUAACAACCCCACAAAAGAACAAAUAAUAAAAUUCGUAAACGCCAACUUUGUCGAAAGCACCGAACUAGAAGAAUGGACCCCCGAAGACUUUAACGCAAACCCCGAUUUCCUAAACAAAAUCAAAGACAAGCAAAUCAAACAAUUCGCGGGCGAUCUCGUUAAAAUUUGGCCUUCCUUAGGCAGGAAAAUCGGCCAAACGGUAUUUGAUAAUCCAGAGAAACAUUCUCUUAUAGGAGUACCAAACGGAAUUAUCAUUCCAGGAGGGAGAUUCAAGGAGUUUUACUAUUGGGAUUCUUAUUGGAUAAUCGAGGGGUUGAUUUUGAGCGAAAUGGUCGACACUGCUAGGGGGAUGAUUGAGAAUUUGCUGUUUAUGGUGGAAUUGUAUGGGUUUGUGCCUAAUGGAGGAAGAGUUUAUUAUUUGAAUAGAUCUCAACCACCUCUUCUCACCUUGAUGGCCGGCCUCUACUUUGACCAUACAAACGAUAUUGCAUGGCUCCAAAAGAACCUUCCUCUUCUAGAUAACGAGCUCACUUAUUGGCUAGACCAGAAAACCGUAGAUGUCGUUAAGAAUUGCCAAACAUACCGUAUGGCUCAUUAUUUGUCUCAAAGCGACACUCCUAGACCGGAAUCGUACUAUGAAGAUAUAACUACUUGUAAAUUUUUCAUUAACGAUGAAGGAAGAAAACAUUGUUAUCAAGGAUUAAAAAGCGGAGCGGAAAGUGGAUGGGAUUUUUCCAGCAGAUGGUUCUUUGACCAGGAAGGCGGCAUUAAAACCAAUCUCACUCACAUUGACGCUCAAAGAGUUAUACCUGUUGAUUUAAAUGCAAUUUUGUGUGCAGCCUUCAAAAGAAUAUCUAGCUUUUAUGAGUUAACUGGCGAUUUACAAAACGCUGCCAAAUGGGCACUAGUUUCGAAACAAUGGUUGCAGGCAAUUGAAGAAGUGCUUUAUGAUGAUACAGAUGGGAUCUGGUACGACUAUGAUCCAGUCUUAUCAAAAUCAAGAAAAAUGUUUUAUCCAAGCAAUUUUGCACCCCUAUGGACGGAAACGUACAAUUUUGCUUUGAAAAAUGAGUACGGCCGAAGAGCGGCCGAAUACUACACCGAUUUAAACAUUGGAGAAUUCAAAGGUGGUAUUCCUACUUCCUUGGAUGGUAACAACGAACAAUGGGAUUUGCCUAACGCUUGGCCACCUCUCCAGGAAUUUGUUAUUUUAGGUUUAUGGAAUACAGGAAAUAGAAGAGCAAAGUCGAUAGCCAGACAAUCGGCGGAACGAUGGAUCCAGGCGAAUUUGAUCGGUUACAGGGAAGAAACUGCAAUGUUUGAAAAGUACGAUGCCACCAAAGUGGGUCAAUAUGGAGGUGGCGGAGAAUACCAAGUACAAAAAGGUUUUGGAUGGUCCAACGGAGUUGCCCUUAAUUUGAUUGAUAAGUUUUUCACUAGUAGACGUCCAAGAAUUAGUAAUAGUAUAGUUAAAUUAUUGGAUGAAGUUGAAGAAUAAAAUUAUUAGUUGUUAUAACUUAGAAAAUAAAG